AUGACAUCCUACAUGUACUACCCAAGCUACGCAGCUCCUGCUCCCGCUCCUGUUGCGCCACAGCGCCAACCCCACCAUAACCACUCACAGUCGAUGGGAGCUUCUGGCCUCGGAAACUAUGGUUACUACCAAAUGCCUCAGCCUUUGCAAGGGUAUUACCAGUCUCGACCACAACAGUUAUACACACACCAGCACUCUGCAAGCUACCAAAUGGUUCUACCUCCCCCGGGCAUGGGUUACAUGGCACCUGCUGUUGCCCCACCAGCUCUUAUGUUGCCCCAGCUGCCGCAACCUUACCAAGCCGUGAUGCCUCAAGCGCAGCCUCAACCUCAACAACAGCCUCACCAGGAUCAAGUGAAUGGUGGUGUACGUGAGGUUUUGGACUACGACUUGGAUAUGAUGUCCGACUUUGUUGUGAAGAACGCCUACUUGGUCUUCGAUAAUGACGACGUGCUGAACGCCGAGUCUUCCAGUGUUUCCAAUAUUUUUAAGAAAGGUGUCAGCUCUGUUCUAAACGCUACAAGAUUGCCCUCUGUGACCGUCUUCAUGGCUUUGGACUUUUUGUGCAAAUACAUCUCUAAAUUUCCAAACGGGAUCGAAGCACUCGGUGGUGACUCUGUUAAUGUCAUCUAUCAAAACUUGAUGAUAGCAUUUGUUCUAGCCAACAAAUUCAACGAUGAUAAAACCUUCACUAACAAAUCGUGGUCGCAUGCCACUGGCAUGGAUCUGACGACGGUGAACAAAUUUGAAAGAGAGUGGUUAGCUACUUUCGAGUGGAAGUUGUUUGAUGAUAAUUUUAUUCUUUUUGAUGAAUACACACUAUCCUUUCAACAAUUUUGUGAGGAAAAGAGAGCUCCUGCAGCUUUCAACCCUUACAGCAUCCCACCUCUUUCCUCAUCAGUCAGUCAAAGCGCGGGAUACUCUCCCAGCUACCAAGGCUGUUCUGGAUUUCAAACGCCAGUGCAAGCGCCACCUACGGUCUACUCAUCUCCAUCGCAUACCGAUGAAAGAAGUGGCACCAGUAGCUACUUUUAUCAGCCUUCGUUCGCAUCACCAAUUUCUGGUGAAAGCCCUCUGUCGAAAAAUGUAUACAAUGGUGGAAAUGGCUACAAUUAUUACAGUGCGCCCUUGCAAGCUCCAUCACUAGCUCCUGUGUGGGGCGGCCAACCUGAGGAUUUUUUUACCCAAUCUCAGUUUGUACAACCAAGCAAAUCGCUCUUCUGUUAUUCUCACUGA
Molecule: messenger RNA, 1236 nt
Organism: Lachancea meyersii CBS 8951
Lineage: Eukaryota; Fungi; Ascomycota; Saccharomycetes; Saccharomycetales; Saccharomycetaceae
Source: the annotation of a GenBank genome assembly